CCGUGCCCGUUUACGCAGACUUCACUAGCCAGUUUACGACAAGCGCCCGCCUCCGGGCACUCCGCCGGGCCGGCCUGGUGGAGCAUGAUGAACGGCGUCGGCGGCGCGCUCUACGAGGAGGCGCACGCGUCGCCUCCAGGCGGCUCGCCCCCCGCUGCGCCCGCCGCCGCGCCACCUUCAGCUUCCAGUGCCUCGCCUGCUUCCGUGGGAUCCAACCCUCCACAGCCACUGCACAUCCCGGCCAAGCGCUAUGACCCCGAGCCGGGAGUCAUCCGGCAUGCCCAGCAAGGCUGGGGUUACCCACCGGAUGCACCCGGUUCCUUCGAACAUCAGUAUCCCACCGCACCGACUUACUACAAUCUGCCUGUCGAAAGGGAACGCAAAUCUGCGUUACCUUUCUGGCCGACAGGUGGAGGAGAAUACAAACCUUACGCUGAUGGUUGCCAUCAAGGUUUUUCACAGCCCUGUUGGAAUUAUCCCUACGGCGCGCCACGCGGGGACCAGCCGUUGUCUUACGUCGGUGGAGAUGAACGUCGAACGGCUGUCUCAGAGGCUUCUGGUUUCUCCCACGACGCCUAUGGUUUGCGAAACUACGCGCCGGAAUCAGUCACCAGCGCUCCAUAUCCACCACCGAGUGCUCUACCUGGAUCUCUGUCGAUGUCAGUGGGCGUCGGCGUCGGUUGCGGCUCAUCGAACCCCCUGGAUUGGACCGGACAAGUCACUGUGCGUAAAAAACGCAAACCAUACUCGAAAUUUCAAACCCUCGAACUAGAGAAAGAAUUUCUGUUCAAUGCGUACGUAUCGAAGCAGAAGAGAUGGGAACUCGCGCGGAACCUCAACCUCACAGAGAGACAAGUAAAAAUAUGGUUUCAAAAUCGACGAAUGAAGAAUAAAAAGAACUCGCAGCGGCAGGCGGCGCAAGCGGCUCAGAAUAAUAACAACAAUUCGAACGCGAACAACCACAACCAUCACGCGGGCCACCACCACGCGCCGCACCACGUGGCGCUGCACCACGCGCCGCCUGCCAAGCACCAUCAGUGA
Messenger RNA from Melitaea cinxia (Glanville fritillary), 1041 nucleotides. RefSeq names its product homeobox protein abdominal-B-like (gene Abd-b). Gene Ontology annotation, biological process: regulation of transcription by RNA polymerase II. Gene Ontology annotation, cellular component: nucleus. The transcript is spliced from 3 exons. Gene Ontology annotation, molecular function: RNA polymerase II cis-regulatory region sequence-specific DNA binding; DNA-binding transcription factor activity, RNA polymerase II-specific. The record is from RefSeq and is a predicted model, not a curated record. Lineage: Eukaryota; Metazoa; Arthropoda; Insecta; Lepidoptera; Nymphalidae. Bases 85 to 1041 code for a protein of 318 amino acids.